Messenger RNA from Ostrea edulis (European flat oyster), 1429 nucleotides. RefSeq lists its product as uncharacterized. Gene Ontology annotation, biological process: proteasome-mediated ubiquitin-dependent protein catabolic process; protein polyubiquitination. The coding region runs from base 231 to 1124 and encodes 297 amino acids. The transcript is spliced from 2 exons. Gene Ontology annotation, molecular function: ubiquitin protein ligase activity; protein binding. Lineage: Eukaryota; Metazoa; Mollusca; Bivalvia; Ostreida; Ostreidae. The record is from RefSeq and is a predicted model, not a curated record.
UAGGUCAAACAAACUUUAAAACUAUUUACACAAUCGAUAACACGUAGAUAGUGUAUACAGGCUGACGCAUCUCACAGGUAUUUAAUCACAGGACUAGACGGAAGGUCGAAAUAACAGGGAGGCCAUGUUGGAUUUUAAGGGAUUCCGAAUUUAGAACAUUACCGCCUAAAGUCCGAGUUACAGUACCCAGUUUUUCUGCUCAGAAAAUAAACAAAGAUCAGCUCAAUGAAAUGUUUGGUUCUCUGUCGCCAUUAUCCAUUAACACAGAACAUGGCGACACAAUGAAGUCAGCAGAAGCUGUAUCGUCUCCUCCAGUCAAACCAUUACUUGAUGAGCCGCGCCUUACCGCCACCAUUGACACUGGGUAUAACAGACUACUCAGUGUUAGCUGUCUGAGUGAAGAUCAAGUCUGGACAGGCGGGGAGAACGAAACCAUGAAGCUGCUCAACCUCCAGAGUAAACUUCUGACAUCAAUACAAACCAAGUCAGGGAGACAACCAGGGGGCAUAGCAGUGACACGGGACGGAGAUUUUGUUUAUACUGACCCUAGUAAAAGAACUUUAAACUUAAUAAAGAACAAAAAGAUACAGACCGUGAUCACACUACAGGGGUGGGUACCUCUCUUUUUCUGCUGUACCGCCUCUGAUGAUCUCCUGGUUACCAUGGUCAGUGAUGAUCUCAAACAAUCCAAAGUCGUGCGUUACUCCGGCUCCACAGAGAAACAAAGCAUUCAGUUUGAUGAUCAGAGUCGUCCUCUCUAUUCAUCUGGUUACAAUAAAUACAUCAGUGAGAACAAGAACCUGGAUAUCUGUGUGGCUGACUAUACAGCUAGUGCAGUAGUGGUGGUCAAUCAGUCAGGAAAACUCCGAUUUAGAUACACUAGUCAUCCCUCUAAUACCGAGCCUUCAUUUUAUCCAUACGGCAUCACUACAGACAGCCAGAGUCACAUCCUGACAGCAGACAGUAACAAUCACCGUAUCCACAUCCUAGAUCAGGACGGACAGUUCCUCCGUUACAUUCACUGUGAUUUAUGCCGUCCAUUCGGUUUAUGUGUGGACAUCAGAGACAACCUCUUUGUGGCUGAGUGUCACACUGCUAAAGUGAAGAAAAUCCAAUAUCUAUAAACACAGUGUUAAUUAUACAUCUACAGUGUUAAUUACACAGCUCUACACAAUGUUAAUUACAUGUCUAACCACAGAGUAAUUUAAAACAUCCUGAUAAUUACAUCUGCUUGUUAAUUACAAUCCAGUGUUAAUUACAGCCCCGUGUUAAUUACAGCCCCGUGUUAAUUACAGCCCUGUGUUUGUGAUGUGUAACAUGUACUUGUGUUUGUGAGUUUAACUGAACAGUCUGACAUUAUUUUGUUGGUGAAUUAAUUCAAUAUGUGUUUGAUUUUACAAUGUAUAUAUUAGAUAAACAUGAUACAGAG